AUGAUGAACUCCAGCGGUAUCGUUCAUCAAGAGGAAGUGGAGAACUUAUGUAAAGCUGGCAAGUGGGCAAAAGUCCUUAAGAUGUACGAGGAAAAAAGGGAUCUUCGUAUGGCCAAGAUAACAGCAACAGGAGACACCAUAUUACACAUGGCAGUGUAUACUAAGAAAGAGCAUGUUGUGGAAUCAUUGGUGGACAUAGUUUGUGGUGGAGAGAAGAUGAAUAAGCAGGACAAGAAGCAGUCGGCGUCAGUGUCAUCGGUGGAUGAAAAUGGAGAUGAGAAGAAGUCCGUCCUUGGAGUUCAGAAUGAAAAAGGUAACACUCCUUUGCAUUUAGCUGCUUCAAUAGGAAAUGCUGAAAUGUGUAAGAAGAUCAGCGGCGCAGAUCCGUUAUUAAUUGCCAUACCUAAUGGCAAUGGUGAGACACCUCUCUUCGUGGCAGUUCUCAAUGGAAACAGAAAAGCUUUUCUAUGGCUUCAUUAUCAGUAUAUGAAAAGCCCAGGAGUUUCUUCAACAGACUUUGAUCGCUCUAUAAUAAGGAGGAACAACGAUGAUACCAUACUUCAUUGUGCACUAGAAGAAGGGCAUAUUGAUGUGGCAAUCGAAAUAGUUCACCUUUAUGAAGAUCAUUUGAAAGAGAUGCUCAAGCAGAAUAAGAAUGAGUUGUCUCCACUCCAUCUCUUAGCAGGAACCCCUUCAGCUUUCGAAAGUAAUGAUCUUCUUGAUCGAUCUUCCAUUGUUCAACUUCUUUAUCGCUGCCUUUUUAGAGUUAAGAGAAAGAAGCAUGCCACGACGAAGGCCGAAUUGGAACAACGUGAACGUGAACCACGCCUUGUGGCCCUUAUUAAAGGAUUGAUUGUUCAUAUAGAUCGUAUUGCUGAUUAUCAUGAAAGAUCCACUUGGGCGGAGAUUAGGAAUGCAAUGGUGAUUCUGCUGCUUCUUUUGGUGGUGAUACUGCUAUUCCCCCCAGCAUUUGUAGAAAUGCUGUUCCAUAUGAUACGAAACUUGAAGGAAGAGCACACAUGGUCUGUUCAAAUAGUGGAAAAGCUUCUCCAGCAUGGUUCCCCUGAAGAUAUGUCAGCAAAUCCAUAUGAAGGGGGCAGCGGGCCAGGGUCUAAAAUAGUUGACACACCCCUAAUGAUUGCUGCUAAGAUGGUGUAA
Neltuma alba is the source of this 1158-nucleotide messenger RNA. RefSeq lists its product as uncharacterized. Gene Ontology annotation, molecular function: protein binding. The transcript is spliced from 6 exons. The record is from RefSeq and is a predicted model, not a curated record. Bases 1 to 1158 code for a protein of 385 amino acids. Lineage: Eukaryota; Viridiplantae; Streptophyta; Magnoliopsida; Fabales; Fabaceae.